AUGUCGCCGGCUGUGGGCGACGUGGCGGCCGAGACGCGCCUCGUCCAGCACGUGGUGCCGCGAGUGAGGCCGGCCGAGCCCUUUGGUAGAUACGAGCACCCACCGAGGCACCGCCCGACGCUCGGCAACGGGACUACCACUACUGCCGAGGUUGUGACUAACGGGGGGGUGCGAGUCGAGGAGGACAGCGAGGACGAGGGAGCGUCCAAGGGGAGGCGGGUGGACGAGGACGCCGAGGAGGAGGACGAGGAGCACCACGAGCCGGGGCGACGGAGGGCAGAGGUGGAGGACGAGAUCGAGGUGGACGUUUGCCGGGAGGACGAUGAGGGCGAGAGCAACCCGAGCAGCCCCGUCGACUUGACUGCCACGUCGGGGCGAUGCGGGCCGGAGCAACAGCAGCCCCCGAGGUCGUCGGGUAGUGGUGGCUUGACGAACGGCACCGGGUGCCACUCACCUCUGAUGAUCGGGGGCAGCAACGGCGGGGUCGCCCAUCCGCACGGGCCGUCGAGCCUGGCCAACUCGGGGGGCAUAGUGGCCACGACGACGACGAACUCGGUGCAGGGGAACAAGCGCGGAUUGGCCUUCUCGGUGGAGAACAUACUCGACCCGAACAAGUUCACCGGGGGCAGGGUUCACCUACCUGGCAGACUCGCCCACCGAAAGAGGAGGCACAGCGGCAGCUUUCACGAGGAUGGAGACUCGCGAGGCGAGUACGCCAGUGGCCAAGAGGACGAAGCGGGGACGCCCGACCACCUCGACAUGGACGUGGACGAGGACGGUCUAGAGGAGGACGACGACGACGACAUCGACGUUCGCACCACUGCCUCGGACCAGCCCGACAACGAUGGCUCGAAUCUCGUCCACGACAGCAACGCUUCCACGUCGUCCAACUGCAGCGCCAACGGCACCACGAAUAACAACAAUCACAAGAAGCGCCUGUCCGGCUCCCUGUCCUCCUCGAGCGGGCAAAAUCAGUCGGGCCAGAGUAACGGCACCAGUGGGGGUGGUGGUGGCAGUGGUGGGGGCAAACCCAGGCGAGCCCGAACGGCCUUCACGUACGAGCAGCUCGUGGCCCUGGAGAACAAGUUCAAGACCACCAGGUACCUGUCGGUGUGCGAGAGGCUGAACCUCGCCCUGUCGCUGUCCCUGACGGAGACGCAGGUCAAAAUAUGGUUCCAGAACCGCCGGACCAAGUGGAAGAAGCAGAACCCGGGCCUCGACGUCAACAGCCCGACGGUGCCCACGACCCCGCCCCAUCCUACCCCCUACGGCCCGGCCUUCCUCUUCGCCGCCCACCCCCACAGCCACGCGCAUCCCCACGUCCAUCCUCACCCCCACGUGCACCAUGCCCACGGGCCUCCACCCCCACCGGGCUACUACCACCACGGGCCACCUUACGGGCCACCCUCGGGACCUACUUUCUUUGGUCACCACCUGACACCCACGACCCCGGUCUCGGUGGGGGUGGCCACGCCGCAGGCAGCCACGCCGACGAGCAGCGCCGGGUUGGGCUUGAGCCAGACUGCCGCCACCAUCUCCGGGACGGGGCACUCGCACGGGCACCCCCACGCGUAG
This is a messenger RNA of Copidosoma floridanum, 1575 nucleotides long. RefSeq lists its product as uncharacterized. Gene Ontology annotation, molecular function: DNA-binding transcription factor activity, RNA polymerase II-specific; RNA polymerase II cis-regulatory region sequence-specific DNA binding. The record is from RefSeq and is a predicted model, not a curated record. NCBI's taxonomy places the organism in Eukaryota, Metazoa, Arthropoda, Insecta, Hymenoptera, Encyrtidae. Gene Ontology annotation, cellular component: nucleus. Gene Ontology annotation, biological process: cell differentiation; regulation of transcription by RNA polymerase II.